AUGGAGAACAACGCUUCUGACGAUCUCGUGUUGCCUGGAACACAACCAGAGAUGGGCGACUACUCAGGUGGCGUCGAGAACAUCAAAAGAGACUCUUGGCUCAAGCAGACGCUUGCUGAAACGUGGUUCCUGUUCACGAACUGGAAGGUAAAUGUCGAGAUGAACAAGCAGCCGUUUAUCAACCUAGGUUAUGUCGUCCCACUGGCCAUCAACCUGAGCGGAUCGGCGGUGUACUACUACACCCUGAGCUCGGCCGAAAUCACCAUCGCAGUCCCGAUCACCAACUCGCUGGCACUGAUCUUCACCAUCCUGGCCGGCGUGCUGAUCGGCGAGAAGCUGCCAACGCCGAAGGAAAUGUUCGGCAUGGCCUGUAUCGUCCUGGGUGUCGCACUCUGCGUUACUGGCUAG
Linderina pennispora is the source of this 408-nucleotide messenger RNA. Its product is annotated as UPF0546 membrane protein C1orf91. The record is from RefSeq and is a predicted model, not a curated record. Bases 1 to 408 code for a protein of 135 amino acids. Lineage: Eukaryota; Fungi; Kickxellomycota; Kickxellomycetes; Kickxellales; Kickxellaceae. The transcript is spliced from 3 exons.